AUAGAAACCCAGAAAGCGCCAUGGCUGCCGCCGGCCAGGCCGAAGAGAGUUGUCCACUGCCGGCGGCAGCCUCAUCCAAGCAGACCUCAUCUUCUAUACAGCCAGCAGUUCCCUCCAGAAGGAAGCCUAAGAAAGGUCUGGUGUAUCCGCAACCCCCGAGGAGCUCUCGCCUGCCUCGUUGUGUCCUGCUCUGGCUCCAGGGCCUGGAUCUCACCUUCUUUCCUAGGAACGUCACCAGGGACUUUUCAAAUGGCUACCUAAUUGCAGAGAUAUUCUGUAUAUAUUAUCCCUCGGAACUUAGAUUAUCAUCCUUUGAAAAUGGAAUGUCCUUAAAAGUCAAGUUGGAUAACUGGGCACAGAUAGAGAAGUUUCUAGCCAAAAAAAGAUUUAAACUGCCUAAAGAACUAAUCCAUGGAACAAUUCACUGUAAACCUGGGGUGCCUGAAAUACUGAUGCAGGAGGUUUACACUUUACUAACACAUCAAGAGGUUAAAAGCAUCCAGGAUGACUACGCCAAUUUCACAGACUAUAGUUACCAAAUGCGUUUGCCCCUUGUUCCCAGGUCGACAAUUUCAAAGUCUAUUAAAGAUAACAUUAGGUUAUCUGAAUUGCUAAGCAAUCCUAACACACUCAAGGAUGAACUCAAAAUAGAAUUCCUUUGCCUUUUACAAAUGUUGCAAAGAAAAUUAAGCAGAAAAUUGAAUCCAGAGUGGUUUGAUGUCAAACCAACAGUGGGAGAAAUCACAAUCAACCAUCUUCCUGUCAGUAGCUAUGGGCACAGAUACAAAAGAAGGGUUUCAAAGCAAAGAAAGUCAUCUGUUUUAUCAAAAUCAGGUAAUAAUGUCAUCUCACGUAAAGAAAUUCAAGUAAAGCAAAGUGGAAUACCUUCGGAGUCCAUUCCAAAACCUGUGAGAAACGUGGAAGAAAUAACAAAAUGCACAUGUGAAUUGGUUUCGAAGAAGUGCUGUGACUAA
This is a messenger RNA of Meriones unguiculatus (Mongolian gerbil), 974 nucleotides long. RefSeq names its product spermatogenesis associated 4 (gene Spata4). Gene Ontology annotation, molecular function: microtubule binding. The record is from RefSeq and is a predicted model, not a curated record. The transcript has 6 exons. The coding region runs from base 21 to 974 and encodes 317 amino acids. Gene Ontology annotation, biological process: negative regulation of execution phase of apoptosis; regulation of cytoskeleton organization. Gene Ontology annotation, cellular component: axoneme. NCBI's taxonomy places the organism in Eukaryota, Metazoa, Chordata, Mammalia, Rodentia, Muridae.